CUCGAGAAAUUUAGCUCCCGAUGGAGACGAGAUCAGAGAAAAGUGACGACGGGAAAACAAGAAAGAAGCUCGACGAUGCAGCCAAACUCGCCAGAGACUCCUGGAAUUCGGGAAACCGCAUUAAGGCUUUGGAGAUAACCGAGAAAACGAUUUCAGAGCAUGGGAAUCACGAAAAGUGCUUUGGUCUCCACGAACUGCAAGGUGAUAUCUUCUAUAGCCAAGCGCUGAAAACAGAUAACACCGACGUCAAAUGCGUUUACUUGUUUGCUUCUGUCGAUGCAUAUUCAAUGGCUACUCUUCUGUCUCCUAACUCUCUAAGGUCCUUUCGUGGCUAUGCUCGUUCGCUAAUCCAGUUGGGUGAUCAGCUUGGGGUAAACAAGUUUUAUGAGAAUGUGUCUAAAGCAAAGCCGGGAUUGUCCAUAACCCAACCUCAAGGACACUCUACGGAGGUAGGCUAUUUUGACAAGAUGAUGACAGAACUUCAGAAAUUGAUACAUGUUGCAGCAACACAGAAGAUGCAUCAGACUGUUACUGCGCCUGUUCCUGCUACACGUACUAUGGCUAAUCAGAAAGAACUGGGGAAGGAAGAUCCAUCUUUUAAUCGAUUGAAAAACAUUUGGGUUAAGUUGGAUGACAAGACCAAAAGGGAAUUUUUGGUAGUAGGCUUUGAAAAACUUAUAGACUAUAUACAGGAUAAGCAUGGGACGAAAGUUAAAGAACAUUUUCAGAAAUGUGUACCCAUCGCCAAUAAUCUUCGAUGGAGAUUCUGGAAGUGCCACAUUUGUUCUCAGGUUAACUACUGUUUUACUGAUUGCAAGAUGCACAUCUUGGAUAGCCAUGUGCACAAAUUUGAACCUGCCUUCAGUGCUCGCCCUAAGUAUGUGGAUGGGGUUUUGGCUGACAUGAUAUCUUCUGGGGAUUGGAAGCCUGUAGAUACAGCAAAGGCAGCAAAUCUGAUCAAAGAUAGAACUAAGAGCAGGGAAGAGAUCGUUUAUGUUAAUGGUUGGUGUAGCGAUUGGCCUCUGGCGGAGGAUGAAGAGCGGGAAAACAUACUCAAACAGUUCGCUGAGCUUCUUAAAUCUUCUUGCCCCAAGGAGAACCGUACUCUUUCAUGUACCCUUUGGGAGUGGUUGAUAGAUUACACAGAAGAGCAUCUGGACCUACCUGGAGUCCGUCGAUGCUAUCUUGAUCAAUGUAGCUUCUUUAAGAACCCUCAGUGCAUCUGUUUCUUAGAUCUUAAGCACCUUGAGUACAUCCUCAAAUAUUUUAGACAGCUUACCACAGAUGUUCGCACAAGUUUGGUUUCAAAAGUAGUGAAUCAGUACUGGGAAAAUUCCCAGGUCAAGGAAAGAAUUGAUCUUGAGGGAGUAACUACUUAUAAUCUGCUUCUGGACAAGAGACUGCUGUAUGAAGAAAAGCUUGAAUUUGAUAACAUAGGGACAGUAGAGCAUUGUAAAUCCACUGGAAUAUAUAAGGAUGUGAUACCUAAGGGUGAUAAGAUGGUCUCUUGGGUUCUUGACUGCCCAGAAAUCGACCAAGAACUUGUGUCUCAAAUUGCAAAGGGCAUACACAAUCGUGAGAUAUGGUUAGCUGCUUUGAGAAUAGUACGUCGCAUGGUUAGGAAACGUGAAAGCUAUUAUGGUAAGCGACAUAAGAUGCUAACCUAUGAGAAGAUGUUGGGUGAGGCUGAGGCGAUUUGUGACAGAGAAGACACUAGAAAGAAUGUUAAUCAGCGGAUAAAAUAUGCGUUUGCGCUUCAGAUGAAGUGUGAGGGGCUUAUAGUAAAGCAUGAUGAUGAUACCAAAUGUUUCCUGAGUGUUGUAAGAGAUGUUUUUGAAAAACAAAAGUCUCCAAGAUUUGAAGUUUCAGAAGAUAUGGAGUGUAUAUCCAGACUCUCUACCACUUUCGAAAAUGAUGAUGUUAAAGAAAGUCUAUUGAGGCUAAGGAAAUCGCUGAAAGAGAAAUUCGUUUUGAUUGACUCGAAGAUUUUGCUGAACGAAUCUAAUUACGAAAAGCUAAUAGACGUAUUCCCAAAGCUAUCGGGAGUUGAGUAUCGCUUGGUGGUCCUUCCGUUUGUGAAGAAGUUUUUACAGGAUAAAUUGGUAAAAGUGAUGAAAAGAAAUAGUAGUUCAGUAGCUGCGGGAGAUUCUGCUGAACGAGAAGGGAAGAAGAGUCGUCUUUAAAAUAAGCCUGCAGGGCUAAAAGUUUGGAGAAAUCAUUCUUGCAGAUGGAGAAAAAUGUAAGAGUAUGAGUUGUCUAGAAAACAGUCUUUUAUGUUAUCGGAAAAACUUUGGAUUCGAGAGACAAACUAGUCUGAAAAUCUGUAGUUUGUUUUGAAACCAAACCAGAUGCACAUAUAUACUGUAUAUGUUUCUGUGUGUGAAAGGACACUGAAACUAGUCUGUAUAUGUUUGUGUGUAAAGAUGAUGUUCCUUUA
Messenger RNA from Capsella rubella, 2437 nucleotides. RefSeq lists its product as uncharacterized. The record is from RefSeq and is a predicted model, not a curated record. NCBI's taxonomy places the organism in Eukaryota, Viridiplantae, Streptophyta, Magnoliopsida, Brassicales, Brassicaceae. The transcript has 4 exons. Bases 21 to 2183 code for a protein of 720 amino acids.